UAAUAAUGAAUAUGCUCACCAAUUUUCUUUUUGAUCAUUCUCUCUCAAGAUCACUCUAUAUAAAGAAAGAUGCUUUUAUAUUCCAAAAUCCCUCGAUUUUUUCAAAUUUCGCAAAAAAAAAUUAUCUCCUACUUAUUGUUUACUCCUUCGAUAAAAAGUGAUCCUGUCUGGAUUCGAUCCUGACCUAUGGUUAAACCUUUGGCUAUUUCUUCUCUACCAAAUUAUACAAGUUCUAAAACCUAUUCAUAAAAAUAAACGUAUUCUUCUAGUCUGGCUUCCCUCUAAUUUCUUUGUCCAGAAUUCUAAUAGUCUAACCUUAUACCAGAAGCUAGGUCAUUUGGUCACCUAAAUUGAAGACCAUCAGUGCUAAUUUCAUGGAUUAAAUACUGAGGCCCCAAUUUCUUCAAAGACUAUGCACAACCGAGAUGUCUGCCCGGAUUUCAUAUCAAAAGAACUAUAGCAUGGGUGUUGGUACUUAUCCCCAGCAGGCUUCGUCCUGUCAAGUAGUAUUAUCUUCACUUCGAUGUUUAGUAAUGACUAAGAAGAUGGGUCUAGAGGUUAAGUGAAGGUAAACGCUUUACUUGGUUAUUAAACGGAUUGGCAGACCUCCCAAGGCAAAAUACCUUGAGAAGCUAACUAAUCUUCUGAAUUUUCUUGAUAAUAGAAGCUGCCGAUUUUGCAAUUAACUAGUAACUGAGAUGCUUAAAUUCGUAUAGGAAAUAAUAUUUUAGGCCCAGUUAUAAUCCAGCUA
This is a messenger RNA of Moneuplotes crassus, 751 nucleotides long. The record is from the annotation of a GenBank genome assembly. NCBI's taxonomy places the organism in Eukaryota, Ciliophora, Spirotrichea, Euplotida, Euplotidae.